GGCCACAAAGCUAUCUCUUCUUUUGUAAGAAACAAAAGUUCCCUAGGGUUUUAUCUCAGGCCCUGUCCAGGCGGUGGGUGUGAGAUUACCCAUGCACAAUGGCCAGCUGGGCUGCCCCCACUGCUCCCCCUGUGCAUAGGGGCAGUCAGAAAUCACAGUGGCUGUCUUGCUGCCUGCCUUUCCAGAUCACCCAGGAUUCCAAGAGGAUUCGAAAGUCUGCUGGAUACCUCCUGAGAGCCAAACAAUACCUCAGACGCAAAUUUGGGGCUACCCUUAACAAUGCAAGAGUUCCAGUCCCUGUUGCUAUAAAGUGGUCACGAGCAGACUCAAAGGCCUGGCAGCAUGGAGCUACAGCCCGAAAGACGUACAGGCAGAGAAGGCCUUCAGACUGGGUGGAUCAGCUGCGCCGUGGACCCUGCCGUUGCCAAAGGACUAUCUUGCUUCACAUCCUGACCUGCCAUCAGCACGUGCUCGCCGCGAAAGCCGUUUCCUGUAGUCACACUCAUGAGGUUGAUUUUGUAAAUCGCGGGACGCACGCUCCACAGCGCCUGCAGAAGUCGGAGGACAGUCUGAGGGAGCUGUUCUCUCCUACCACGGGAAGCCCUGGGGGCGGAGUUCAGGCAGACAAGCUUGACGGAAGGCACCUUUGCGUGCUCGUCCAUCUUCCUGGCUCUUAUCUAAUACUUUUGAGACAGAACCUCACUAUGUAGCCCAUGAUGGUCAGCUUUAACUUGUGGAAAUCCUCCUGUCCCAGCUUCGCAAGAGGAUGGACUGGAUGACAGGUGUACACCAACACAUCAAACUUGUGUGUAUCUUUUCUUUCUUUCUUUCCUUCCCUUUCCGUGUGUAUACAUAUGGGGAUAUAUGUGCCUGUGAGGUGUAUGUCUGGUUUCCUGUGUGUGAUUGUACAUGUGUGUUUGUGCCCGUGGCUAUCUGAUUUUAAUAUCAGGAAUCUUUAUCUAUUCUUUCACCUUAUUCUCUGAGUCAGGAUCUCUCAACCAAACCCAAAGUUUAGCAGUCAGGCUACUCUUGCUAAGCCAGCGUGCUCUGGGGAAAUCCCCCAUCUUCUUUCCAAGGUUGGAAUUACAAGUGGAUUUUCAUCCCCACCUGGCCCUUUCCGUGAAUUCUGAACUCUGAACUCUGGUCCUCUGUGUACACAGCUCUCCGACUGCUUAGCUACCUCCUGAGCUACACGUUCUCCUCAUCCUUGCUGUUGGUGGUUGGGACAAGGACAUUUGAGAAUCAUGUGGUCAUUCAGACCUCUGAAGUAGGUUCCAAAGCUUUAGAAAUGGAGCCCCACGCUGAUUUUGAGGAGAGGCCCCUCUUUGGUGGCAUCUUGACAAAUUUGUUCAUUGCCCGUUGAGCGUUGUCACUUCUGUAGAUGCAUUAGAUAGCCAGUGGUUAGCCUCAUAGUGCUCUCCAGUGGGAUAUCUCCUGCCACUCAUGGACCGCGCCACCAAAAGACAAAGCUAAGACCGAGUGCAGAUGUGAUAGUCCAUUCAGUAUUCAGUCUGCAUUUGGAUUUGUCACUAAUGCCAAGUUCACCCAUUACAGCAUCUCUGUCUCCUGCUGUGGGACCCUGCUGGGAUUGGGGUCUGGAAAAUGGGCACCCUGCUCAGAAUGUGGUUAACCCGGCCCUCUGGAGACAAGGUCUUUUCCAGGGCUUCUCUUAGGUUCGGAUCCAAGGCCUUCCCACAGCCUGAUUCAAGCCCCGUGCAGGGAGAGGCUAUUCUCCUGUCUCUGCCUCCUUAGUCACCUCCCUGUGCCCUUGGGGGCCCCCCUGAGCCUCAGGAAAGUUCCUUGGAUACAGCCCCUUGCACAGGCCCUGGGAAAAUAAAAGUAUGAGGGUUUGUUUGUUCCAUCCGUGUAGGAACUGCCUGUGUGGGCAGGCAGCUGGGGCAUGACCUUCUAGCCUUUGGUCUAGCAUGGUGUUCCCUUUAGUCUACAUCCCAUGCGAUGGCUUCUCCAGCCUGGUACAACCUCAGGUUUCUCAGAUCAAACUCUGGAAAAGGAGGAGAAUUUGAGACUAGGUAGCCCAGACUGGCCUUGAAUUCACUAUAUACCUGAGGACAGUCUUGAACUUCUGAUCCUCCUGCCUCCGCCUCCAUGUGCUAAGGUUACAGACACACACCACAAUGUCUGUUUCAUGCAGUGCUGGGAAUCCAACCCAGCUUCAUGGGCUGUAUGCGUACCAGGCCAGCAGGCACUCUACCGAACUGGUCCAUAUCUCCAGCCCCGUAUUUUCUCUCUUAAUGGUGAUCUAUUUCCUUUCAAAAGAUUUAUUCUAUUUUUAAUUAUGUAUCCGUAUAUGUGUCUGGGAGGGGUCUGGGCACCUAUGAGUCCAGGAGCCUUCAGAGUCUGAAGAGGUUGCAUUCCCUGGAACUAGAGUGACAGUUGCUUGUGAGCUGCCUGACCUGAGUGCUUCAAGCCAAACUCUGGUCCUCAUGAGGAGCAGGACUCACCCUUAAUGGUGGAGCCUUCUCCUAGCCAGGAAAUAGCAAUUUCUUGAGCGCUCAAGACAUUCGUGUCACCUUCUCAACUUUGGUCAGGUUUAAAAGAAAGCUUUAUUUUAUGACCAUUUUAC
This is a messenger RNA of Apodemus sylvaticus (European woodmouse), 2584 nucleotides long. RefSeq lists its product as uncharacterized. The transcript has 4 exons. Lineage: Eukaryota; Metazoa; Chordata; Mammalia; Rodentia; Muridae. The record is from RefSeq and is a predicted model, not a curated record. The coding region runs from base 99 to 710 and encodes 203 amino acids.